AUGAGCGCGCGGGGCCGGGGGCGCCCGGCCGGGCGGCUGCUGCUGCUGCUGCUGCUGCUGGCGCUCUGGGUGCAGGCGGCGCGGCCCAUGGGCUAUUUCGAGCUGCAGCUGAGCGCGUUGCGGAACGCGAACGGGGAGCUGCUGAGCGGCGCCUGCUGUGACGGCGACGGCCAGACGACGCGCGCGGGGGGCUGCGGCCACGACGAGUGCGACACGUACGUGCGCGUGUGCCUUAAGGAGUACCAGGCCAAGGUGACGCCCACGGGGCCCUGCAGCUACGGCCACGGCGCCACGCCCGUGCUGGGCGGCAACUCCUUCUACCUGCCGCCGGCGGGCGCUGCGGGGGACCGAGCGCGGGCGCGGGCCCGGGCUGGCGGCGACCAGAACCCGGGCCUCGUCGUCAUCCCCUUCCAGUUCGCCUGGCCGCGCUCCUUCACUCUCAUCGUGGAGGCCUGGGACUGGGACAACGACACCACCCCAAAUGAGGAGCGACUGAUCGAGCGGAUGUCGCAUGCCGGCAUGAUCAACCCCGAGGACCGCUGGAAGAGCUUGCACUUCAGCGGCCACGUGGCCCACCUGGAGCUGCAGAUCCGUGUGCGCUGCGACGAGAACUACUACAGCGCCACCUGCAACAAGUUCUGCCGGCCCCGCAAUGACUUCUUCGGCCACUACACCUGCGACCAGUACGGCAACAAGGCCUGCAUGGACGGCUGGAUGGGCAAAGAGUGCAAGGAAGCCGUGUGCAAGCAAGGGUGUAACCUGCUCCACGGGGGAUGCAGCCUGCCUGGCGAGUGCAGGUGCAGCUAUGGCUGGCAGGGGAGGUUCUGUGACGAGUGUGUCCCGUACCCUGGCUGCGUGCACGGCAGCUGUGUGGUGCCCUGGCAGUGCAACUGUGAGACCAACUGGGGUGGCCUGCUGUGUGACAAAGACCUGAACUACUGUGGCAGCCACCAGCCCUGCGCCAACGGGGGCACCUGCACCAACGCUGAGCCUGGCCAGUACCGCUGCGCCUGCCCAGACGGCUACCUGGGCAAGAACUGCGAGCGCGCUGAGCACGCCUGUGCCUCCAACCCGUGUGCCAAUGGGGGCUCUUGCCACGAGGUACCAUCCGGCUUUGAGUGUCACUGUCCGUCUGGCUGGAGCGGGCCCACCUGUGCCAUCGACAUCGACGAGUGUGCCUCGAACCCGUGUGCGGCCGGCGGCACCUGUGUGGACCAGGUGGACGGCUUUGAGUGCAUCUGCCCCGAGCAGUGGGUGGGGGCCACCUGCCAGCUGGACGCCAAUGAGUGCGAAGGGAGGCCAUGCCUUAACGCUUUUUCUUGCAAAAACCUGAUUGGCGGCUAUUACUGUGAUUGCAUCCCGGGCUGGAAUGGCGCCAACUGCCACAUCAAUAUCAACGACUGUCGCGGGCAGUGUGAGCACGGUGGCACCUGCAAGGACCUGGUGAACGGGUACCAGUGCGUGUGCCCGCGGGGCUUCGGGGGCCGGCACUGCGAGUGGGCGCUAGACACGUGCGCCAGCAGCCCCUGCCGCGGCGGCGGCCUCUGCGAGGACCUGGCCAACGGCUUCCGCUGCCACUGCCCCAAGGGCUUGUCUGGGCUGCUCUGCGAGGUGGACGUGGACUUGUGCCAGCCGAGCCCCUGCCAGAACGGCGCUCACUGCUACAGCCUGGACGGUGACUACUACUGCGCCUGCCCCGAUGACUUUGGCGGCAAGAACUGCUCUGUGCCCCGGGAGCCGUGCCCAGGCGGGGCCUGCAGAGUGAUCGACAGCUGCGGGUCCGAGGCGGGGCCCAGGUUGCCGGGCUUGUCGCCGUUCAGCGUGUGCGGCCCCCACGGCCGCUGCGUCAGCCAGCCUGGGGGCAACUUCUCCUGCAUCUGUGACAGUGGCUUCACCGGCACCUACUGCCACGAGAACAUCGACGACUGCCUGGGCCAGCCCUGCCGCAACGGCGGCACCUGCAUUGACGAGGUGGACGCCUUCCGCUGCUUCUGCGCCAGCGGCUGGGAGGGCGAGCUCUGCGACACCAAUCCCAACGACUGCCUCCCCGAUCCCUGCCACAGCCGCGGCCGCUGCUACGACCUGGUCAACGACUUCUACUGCGCCUGCGACGGCGGCUGGAAGGGCAAGACCUGCCAGUCGCGCGAGUUCCAGUGUGACGCCUACACCUGCAGCAACGGCGGCACCUGCUAUGACAGCGGGGACACCUUCCGCUGCGCCUGCCCCCCGGGCUGGGAGGGCAGCACCUGCGCCAUCGCCAAGAACAGCAGCUGCCUGCCCAACCCCUGCCUGAACGGGGGCACCUGCGUGGGCAGUGGGGACUCCUUCUCCUGCAUCUGCCGGGACGGCUGGGAGGGCCGCACCUGCACGCACAAUACCAACGACUGCAACCCUCUGCCUUGCUACAACGGUGGCAUCUGCGUUGAUGGUGUCAACUGGUUCCGCUGCGAGUGUGCGCCUGGCUUCGCGGGUCCCGACUGCCGCAUCAACAUCGACGAGUGCCAGUCCUCGCCCUGCGCCUACGGGGCCACGUGUGUGGAUGAGAUCAACGGCUACCGCUGCAGCUGCCCACCGGGCAGGGCCGGCCCUCGGUGCCAGGAAGUGAUCGGGUUCGGGAGGUCCUGCUGGUCCCAGGGCGCCCCGUUCCCGCACGGGAGCUCGUGGGUGGAGGACUGCAAUAGUUGCCGCUGCCUGGAUGGCCGCCGGGACUGCAGCAAGGUGUGGUGCGGGUGGAAGCCCUGUCUGCUGGCUGGCCAGCCCGAUGCCCUGAGUGCCCAGUGCCCGCUGGGGCAGCGGUGCCGGGAGAAGGCCCCGGGCCAGUGCCUGCAGCCACCCUGCGAGGCCUGGGGGGAGUGUGGCGCUGAGGAGCCCCUGCCACCCAGCACCCCCUGCCUGCCGCGCUCCGGCCGCCUGGACAACAACUGCGCCCGCCUCACGUUGCGCUUCAACCGAGACCAAGUGCCCCAGGGCACCACUGUGGGCGCCAUCUGCUCCGGGAUCCGCUCCCUGCCAGCCACGAGGUCCGUGGCCCGGGACCGCCUGCUCGUGCUGCUCUGUGACCGCGCGUCCUUGGGCGCCAGCGCCGUGGAGGUGGCCGUGUCCUUCAGCCCGGCGUGGGACCUGCCGGACAGCAGCCUGAUCCAGGACGCGGCCCACGCCAUCGUGGCCGCCAUCACCCAGCGGGGCAACAGCUCGCUGCUCCUGGCCGUCACCGAGGUCAAGGUGGAGACGGUCGUCGUGGGCGGCUCCUCCACAGGUCUGCUGGUGCCCGUGCUGUGCGGCACCUUCAGCGUGCUGUGGCUGGCGUGCGUGGCCAUCUGCGUGUGGUGGACGCGCAAGCGCAGGAAAGAGCGGGAGAGGAGCCGGCUGCCGCGGGAGGAGAGCGCCAACAACCAGUGGGCCCCGCUCAACCCCAUCCGCAACCCCAUCGAGCGGCCAGGCGGCCCCGGAGGCGGCGGGGGCCACAAGGACGUGCUCUACCAGUGCAAGAACUUCACGCCGCCCCCUCGCAGGGCGGACGAGGCGCUGCCCGGGCCGGCCGGCCAUGUGGGCGGCGGGGACGAGGAGGACGAGGAUCUGUGCCGUGGCGAGGAGGACUCCCUGGAGGCGGAGAAGUUCCUCCCGCACAGAUUCACCAAAGACCCCAGCCACUCGCCGGGGAGGCCGGCGCGCUGGGCCUCGGGCCCCAAAGUGGACAACCGUGUGGUGAGGAGCGCCCACGACGCGCGCUACGCCGGCAAGGAGUAGGGCUGCCGCCGCCAGGACCCGGAGCCCCCGCCGGGCCUGGAGGCCGAGGCCGUGUGCAUAGUUUCUUUAUUUUGUGUAAAAAACACCAAAAACGAAAAAAAUGUUUAUUUUCUACAUUUCUUUAACCUUGUAUAAAUUAUUCAGUAACUGUCAGGCGGAAAACAAUGGAGUAUUCUCGGGUAGCCGCUAUUUUUGUAAAGUUUCUGUGCGUCACAUUUGCCGUGUGGCAGGAGAAAGCAGGGGUGUCUGUGUUCUCACCAAAUGUAUGACGUUGGCUCCCAGAGGUCGUGCACUGUUUACAGAAUCUUCCUCCUUAUUCCUCACUUGGGUUUCCCUAUGGCUCCCGGCCACAGAGCUGGUGAGACCCGCGGCUGACAGCGUGGCCCGAGGCUGUCCGUGGGACCCGUGGCUGUAGGUGGGACCCUGUGGUGGUGGGCGCGGCCCUGGGUGUGGAUGUGGCGUGGUCGCCAGCAUGGCCGGUGGCUGUGGUGGCACCCGCGGUUGUCAAGGGGCUUGAGGCCACCGGCGUGGCCCCAGGCAGCGGGCAGAGCCUCGCUCCUGCUGGCCGGUCCCGCCCGGCCGCCGUCCUCGCUUCCUGCCCAGCGCCCGCUCCAGAGAUCUGUCCACUGUGCUUUCAGAAGUGCCCUUCCCGACCGCGCGGUUGUCCCCUCCCGGGACGGCGGCAGCAUCGAAGCUCAUGACAAGUGCCUUCACAGACUCCCCCGCACCCGCCAGCGUCCGCCGUGGGCACCAGGGGCUGCCCACCCGCGAGUCCCGGCCACCCUCCUCGUGAAAGUGCAUUUUUGUAAAUAUGUACAUAUUAAAUGAAUCACUCUGUAUAUUUGAUUUAAUAACUUAAACGUUUUGGCCUCCCUUGUU
Lemur catta (Ring-tailed lemur) is the source of this 4626-nucleotide messenger RNA. It is a transcript of the gene JAG2, whose product is annotated as jagged canonical Notch ligand 2. Bases 1 to 3747 code for a protein of 1248 amino acids. Lineage: Eukaryota; Metazoa; Chordata; Mammalia; Primates; Lemuridae. The record is from RefSeq and is a predicted model, not a curated record. Gene Ontology annotation, biological process: heterophilic cell-cell adhesion; cell communication; multicellular organism development. Gene Ontology annotation, cellular component: plasma membrane; protein-containing complex. The transcript has 26 exons. Gene Ontology annotation, molecular function: Notch binding; calcium ion binding.